CUGUUUAUCUGUAAUUCCAUAACAACCAGACUAUAGCGACCGAACAUAACCAGAACAUAACGUGUUGGCUCACCGGCGUGGUUUGGUCGACGUCUUAAAAGUUCAAAAUGCCUAAGACAAUUUGUUUCAAAGAGGGUUUUAAACUUUCGGACGUAAUGUCAAACGAUGGAUUCUUCUUUGAUAUAAAUGAAGAUCUUGAAAGUAAUGACGAACCUGAAUUUUCGAACAAAAUUUUCAUGUCACAUGAUGAUUUACUAAAAUUUCUGUACACGGAUGACAUGAAUAAUGGCGAAACGAAUGAAAAUGAUGUUGUCACGCCAUUAGGUGUAGACUUUAAUAAAUUAAGAGGACAUAUGACCGAUCUUCUUGGAAAUGGAAUGGUAAUGAAAUUUACACGACAAGAAGGAGUGGGAGAGAAAAUUGAUGAGAACGCACAAGUAACGGCAAAAUAUAUUGGAUAUUUUGAACAUCAAGAUGAACCUUUCGAUGCAUCAUACAGUCAUGAUGUUCAAAAUAAUUUACAAUUAGGAAAUCAAGAUCUAAUACCAGGAUUUGAAAUUGCUAUAAAGUCAAUGAAGAAACAUGAAGUUUCAAUUUUUAUCAUUAAACCCGAAUAUGCGUUUGGUGAAAUGGGUUGUCCUCCUCGCAUUCCACCAAAUCAAGAAGUUUUAUUCUUAAUUCAUGUUGUUGACUUUAAAUCCGAUGAAUUUACCACUUCAUUUAAUAAAUUAUCAAUUCAAGAAAGAAAAUUAUUCACUAUUGCCGAGAAACGAGCGACAGAUUUAAUAGCAACAGCUUCUGAAUCUUUUACUAAACAUAAAUUUAAUCUAGCAAUAAAGCAUUACUAUAGCGCUGCAAAAAUUCUUGAAUAUUCACAAUUAAGAAAUGAUGAGGAGGAAGGGAGACAAAGAGCAUUAUUAACGAGGGUUUAUGGAAAUUUAGCCGUUUGUUACAAUAAAGAAAAUAAACCCCGCUGUGCAUGCUCGGCAAUUAAUCAAAUUCCGAUACCAAACGCCAAAUCGCAUUUCAAUCAUGGCCGAGCUCUUAUUCGUUUGGGAGAAUUUAAGAGAGCGGUACAAGAAUUAAAGCGCUCCAAAAAACUUGAACCCCAAAACAAAAUGGUUGCUGAGGAAAUCAAAUUAGCAAAUAAUUUAGAGUCAGAGUACAAUUCCUUAAUGAAGUGUUUGAACGAUAAUAGUUAUUCACUUACUGGUGAAGGAGAAGUAAGGGCGGAAUUUAUAAGCGCCGCUAAGAAUCUCUGCAAAACGUUAAAAAAUGAUGACAAUGUGAUGAGAACAGUUUUACCGUUUAAUUUAACUCCAGAGGAGAAAUCGUUUCUUGCCGAUUUGACAGCAAACUACGGAUUAAUAUUGGUUCAUCAUGAAAGAUACAAUAAUGAAGUGGUUUUUAUUGCCAAAUCUAAUUAUUGAUGUCAACAAAUUUUUGCUGUCAUCAGAGGAAGAAGAAGUAAAAAAAUGCAAAAAAGGAUAUAAUUACAAAGUAGGUUGAACAAGUUUUCUUGAUCGCCUGAUUUGUGAGUCGGUUGUUAAAAAAUUGAAAGUUUACAGUAACUUGUAACUUUCUGGCUGAGUAAGUUCUCUUCAUAGCCUGAUUUGUGAGUCAGGUCUUAAAAAAAUGAAAGUUUAUUGUAA
This is a messenger RNA of Leptopilina heterotoma, 1652 nucleotides long. Its product is annotated as inactive peptidyl-prolyl cis-trans isomerase FKBP6-like. Gene Ontology annotation, molecular function: protein binding; peptidyl-prolyl cis-trans isomerase activity. The record is from RefSeq and is a predicted model, not a curated record. The coding region runs from base 108 to 1430 and encodes 440 amino acids. Lineage: Eukaryota; Metazoa; Arthropoda; Insecta; Hymenoptera; Figitidae. The transcript has 6 exons.